Messenger RNA from Lodderomyces theae, 807 nucleotides. It is a transcript of the gene PUP1, whose product is annotated as proteasome core particle subunit beta 2. Gene Ontology annotation, molecular function: threonine-type endopeptidase activity. The record is from RefSeq and is a predicted model, not a curated record. Bases 1 to 807 code for a protein of 268 amino acids. Lineage: Eukaryota; Fungi; Ascomycota; Pichiomycetes; Serinales; Debaryomycetaceae. The transcript has a single exon. Gene Ontology annotation, cellular component: proteasome core complex.
AUGCCAGGAUUGAACUUUGAAAACUACCAGAGGAACCAAUUUUUAACCACCAAAGGAUUUGCACAGCCAAAAGCAACGUCUACGGGUACCACAAUUGUCGGUUGUCAAUUCAAGAAUGGUGUUGUGAUUGCCGCAGAUACGAGGGCCACUGCCGGACCUAUAGUUGCCGACAAGAAUUGUGAAAAACUCCACAGACUUGCACCCAAAAUUUGGUGUGCUGGUGCCGGUACAGCUGCUGAUACUGAAAUGGUUACCCAAUUGAUUGCAUCCAACUUGGAACUACAUGCUUUAUCGCAGAAUAGACAGCCUCGUGUGAUAACGGCAGUUACCAUGUUGAAGCAACACUUGUUCAAAUACCAAGGCCAUUUGGGUGCGUACUUGAUUGUCGCUGGAGUUGAUCCUACUGGAGCACACCUUCUUUCCGUGCAAGCACACGGAUCAACCGAUGUAGGAAAGUACCAGAGUUUAGGUUCUGGUUCCUUGGCAGCCAUGGCCGUUUUGGAAACAAAUUUUAAAGAGGACAUGACCAAACAGGAGGCUAUAGACUUGUGUGCAAAAGCCAUUGAAGCCGGUAUUUGGAAUGAUUUGGGUUCUGGUUCCAACGUUGAUGUCUGUGUGAUGGAAGUUGGUAAGGAUGCUCAAUUGUUGAGGAACUACCUUACACCAAAUGUCAGGAUAAAGAAAUGCAAAGAUUAUAAGUUCCCAAGAGGAACAACGGCAGUUUUGGGACAAAAAAUACGUGACAUCUGCGAUGUUGAGGAAACCGUUGUUACCUUUGACAACAUGGAGGUUGAUGCUGCUGUAUAG